Messenger RNA from Paramuricea clavata, 952 nucleotides. NCBI's taxonomy places the organism in Eukaryota, Metazoa, Cnidaria, Anthozoa, Malacalcyonacea, Plexauridae. The record is from the annotation of a GenBank genome assembly.
AUGCUUCACGAGAGUUCCAAGAGUUUGCAAAGACAUGGGAAUUCAAACACGUCACAUCAAGUCCAAGAUAUCCUAGAAGCAAUGGUUUAGCUGAAAAAAAACGGUACAGUCGGUAAAGAAGUUGUUAUCAAAGGCUUUAAGCAGUCGUCAAUAUCCAUACCUGGCCAUUCUGGGAAACCGAAAUACUCCAGUGGACGUAUUCGCAACUCCAGCUCAACUACUAAUGAGUCGAAAUUUGAGAUCUACGAUUCCCGCAUUACCUACCCAUUUCAAGCCCGAAAUUCUUAAUGCACAAGAUUUUCAAGAUAAUCGUGAAAAAGUACAGCAACGGCAGAAAGUAUACCAUGAUAAGAACGCCAACAGUCUUCCUUCACUCGAGGGGGCUUCUCAGUGCGACUCGAACCCAGUCCCCAUGUGAAAAGAGUAAAAGUCAACGCUCUGCCGAAAGCCGUGGGUUUUCCCCGGGUACUCCGGUUUCCUCCCACAGGGAAAGUUGACAGGGUGGGUUAGGUAAAAAGGGCCCACAGUAAUUGGCACAUGCUGUUGUGGUGACCCUGCCCUAGUUGGCAAAGCUAAAUAAAUAAAUAAAUAAAAUAAAAAGGUGAACAAGUUCGAAUGAGAGACGGGAAGAGUUGGAAACCUGUAACGGUAACGAAGACUGCCAGCGAACCACGUAGUUAUAUCAUGCAAAAUCCUGAAGGACGAAAAUAUCGAAGAAAUCGAAGUCAAGUUGAACAAUCAAAGUAGUUGGCAACUUAAAGAUAGAGAAGAAGAAAAUGAGGUAACAGUAGGCUUACGUAAUGAAACGGACAGUUUAAGUUCAAGUCACAAAAAGGUUGGACAAUCGGAAGAACUGAGUAAAUCUUAUAUAACUAGAAGUGGUCGUGUAUCGAAACCACCGCAAAGACUAUCUAUAGUUAGUAACGUACUGUUUUCAAGUAGAGUAAUUUGA